Molecule: messenger RNA, 330 nt
Organism: Anthonomus grandis grandis
Lineage: Eukaryota; Metazoa; Arthropoda; Insecta; Coleoptera; Curculionidae
Exons: 2
Coding region: 1-330 (109 amino acids)
Source: RefSeq, a predicted model, not a curated record
AUGAUAGAAACCGGCUAUGCAGGCAGAAAUAAUGAUGAAGGAAUUUUUCGUGCAUCAAAUUUAGGUCAGUGGUUGGAAAGAAAUGGUCUAAAUCUACCCGCUAGUGCUUGUUUGCCACAUGAUGAGAGCCAGGAAAAAGUACCAUAUUUCUUCGUACGAGAGAACGCGUUUCCCUUAAAACGAUAUUUAAUGAGACCAUUCCCUAUACAAACACUGGAUAAUAAGAAACGUAUAUUUAACUAUAGGUUGAGCAGGGGACGAAAAACCAUAGAACGUAGUUUUGGCAUGACGGGACGUGGUAUUCGACACCAACAUCCGAACAUCGACUGA